GGCUGAGGGGGUAAAAGGAAGGGGCCUGAGGCUGUUAGGAAUUCUGGGAGUUGAAGUCCAAAACACCUGGAGGGCCAAAGUUUACCCAUGCUUGAUCUACAUUGAGUUCUGGAGUUUUAUUAACAUUUGACAGCAAAGCCUAUUGAUAAAAAUGGCUUCUUUCACCGUCAGCGGUUAGGCUCCUUAUUCUCUUGAAGGUGAUACAAGAUUAACCUCUUAAGUAACUCUGAUAAUCCGCUUUGGAAAAGUGAACCCUGCGUUGUGCUGACUUCCUGUGUAAACACGCAAAAAAACAUUAUAAGCAGAUCGUCAACAAGGCUCCUCUGCCUUCUGCCCAACAAGUCGCUGGAUGGUUCUUUUCUAAGAGUGCGAUAUAACAAGCGAAAUCAUGAAUUGCCUGGAAGACAUCCCUUUCCGAAUGACCAUCGAUUUUGUCGAUGCUUCCAUGGGCGAGGAGAACUUUGUGUCUGCGCCGGAAUUCAAGAUGCCCAACUGUGUAGACAUCCUAAUGUGCACAAUGCACGAUUUCUCCCUUGAGAAGAAAGUUCUCUACUGGAUAGAUUCUGCCUCUCGGGAAGACAUUCCCUGGUAUCAAGUGACCACUGACGUGGUCCCAACAGCUCCUCCAUGUUGGUUGCUCCUGGUGGACUCGAAAGAGAACUUGGCCAAUGGCAACGAAGUGGCCGACAGCAAAGUCAAGGACAUAACACCGGUCCAGAGGUGUGUGAGGUUGGUCACAGCAGCCGAGACCUUUAGCUGUGCCAGGAACAAAAACCAAGGGAAGGAGGACCUCCGUUCUGAGGAGCAGUCAGAUAAAGAAGAGUCUUCCUCAACAAACUGUGCCGAAAGCGAUGGAGAAGAGGGGCCUUCAUCCGACAAGGCCGAUGGCGUUCCCAGCACCUUGCCUCGGUUCCUAAGCCUUCCACAAUGCAGACCGAAUACCUCCCCAGGGCCCAUGGAGACCCCGACAGAGAGCACUUGCUCAAAGCCUCCUCCGCUAAAACAGAGACGCUCCAUGUUUUUGUUCAGCAGCAUGAAGAACGAGUUGGAAGGAGCCAAGAAGAAGCUGGCUGCCUUCAUGCAUCCUCUGAACCAGACCUCGACGGAGCCCACCUUGGCCUCCAGGGCUUUCUCCCUCCACCAGCGCUCCCGGAGCAGCAGGAGCCUCAGAUAUGGGACUUCCUCUGACUUAUCCCUGGUGGGGACCCUGACUCCCACGCCACCAUCAACCCCACACUGUGACUCAAGGCCCCUGACAGCCACAGGAGGGGUCCCUCCGAUCCAAAGGCACAAGCCCACAGUCCCGUCCCUCAGCCCAUAUUCCUGCCUUCCUGGGGUCCAACGGGUCCCCGUUUCCGAGAAAGAUCAACCCGAUUCCACGUCGGACUUGCUUUCGGCUUUGAGCCAAGAGGAGCGGGACCUCAUUGAGCCGGUGUUAGCCUUGGGCUACCCCAUACGCCGGGCCAUCCUUGCUCUCCAAAAGACCGGGAGCCAAAGUUUGGGGCAGUUUCUCAGCUACCUCAGCGCCUGUGACAAACUCCUGAAGCAAGGCUAUGAAGAGGCCCAGGUGGAGGAAGCCAUGGAGAUGUUCCAGAACUCAGAGAAGAAGGCGUCAGAAUUCCUUCACCUGCUGGCACAGUUCAACGACAUGGGCUUCCAGCAAGCCGACAUCAAGGAAGUCCUCCUUUUGUGCGAAAACCAUCGAGACCUUGCUCUGGAAGAACUCAUGGCCCGAACCCAGUAAAUGCUGCUUUUUUGUGUGUGUCAUGGACCAAACGCAUUCAGUAUUUUGCCAGUUCUAAGCAGUAGAUGCCAUAUGCGGUUUUUCAAGGCAUGCUUCCAAGUGCCGACUGCAAACUUACAGUGCAUCUACACCAGGCAUGGGCAAACUUCGGCCCUCCAGAUGUUUUGGAC
This is a messenger RNA of Anolis sagrei ordinatus, 1914 nucleotides long. It is a transcript of the gene UBAP1L, whose product is annotated as ubiquitin associated protein 1 like. Gene Ontology annotation, biological process: ubiquitin-dependent protein catabolic process via the multivesicular body sorting pathway. Lineage: Eukaryota; Metazoa; Chordata; Lepidosauria; Squamata; Anolidae. Gene Ontology annotation, cellular component: ESCRT I complex. Gene Ontology annotation, molecular function: ubiquitin binding. The record is from RefSeq and is a predicted model, not a curated record.